CAUUGUUUAGGAAAACGUUAACUGGUAACGAUCGAUCGACCAGGGAAACAAUCUUCCAAAGCAAUGGUACCCAAUACUUCCAUUCUCCGAUUGUUCUCUCCUCACGUCGCAAUCCACCGCUGGACCUCGACAUCGGCCUACAGAGUGGCUCAUACUUCUUCCGCAUCCCAGAUCAGCAGCUUCCUUUCUAAAAGGGUCUAUACGCCGCCGCCUUGGGCUUCAGACCUCUCCGUCAUCCCAUCCCACAACUACACCCUCGGCCAAUUUCCAACUCCAAUUCACAAAUGGAACCUCCCCAAUUUGCCAAAAGGCACAGAAGUAUGGAUCAAGCGGGAUGAUCUCACUGGCAUGGAACUGAGCGGGAAUAAAGUUCGGAAGCUCGAAUUUCUGAUGGCAGAUGCCGUUGCACAGGGUGCCGAUUGUGUUAUCACUAUCGGUGGUAUCCAGAGCAACCAUUGCCGAGCGACUGCCGUCGCUGCCAAGUACGUUAAUCUUGAUUGCUAUCUGGUACUUGUUACCUCCAAGCUUCUUGUGAACGAAGAUCCUGGUUUGGUUGGUAAUCUCCUUGUCGAGAGAUUAUUGGGAGCGCACAUUGACCUUGUCUCGAAAAGAGAUUUUGUUAAAAUUGGGGGUUUGGCUUUAACUGACUUGCUAAAAAAGAGGCUUUUGGAAAAAGGACGGAAGCCAUAUGUGAUUUCUGGUGGUGGAUCCAACUCAUUGGGAGAUUGGGGAUAUAUUGAAGCAGUAAGGGAGAUUGAGCAGCAAAUUCAGUUAUCUGGUGAUGUUCAGUUUGAUGACAUUGUUGUUGCAUGCGGCAGUGGUGGAACCGUUGCUGGUCUUGCUUUAGGAUCACAAUUGAGUAGCAUAAAGGCAAAAGUCCAUGGAUUCUCUGUUUGUUAUAACCCUGGAUACUUCUAUGACAAUGUACAAGGUCUCAUUGAUGGACUUCAACCUGAUUUGAAUUCCCAUGAUAUAGUCAGGAUUGAAGAUGCUAAGGGCUUAGGCUAUGCCAUGAGCACACCUGAAGAGCUUAAAUUUGUGAAGGAUAUAGCUGCAGCAACAGGCAUUGUGCUUGAUCCAGUCUAA
Messenger RNA from Triticum aestivum (bread wheat), 1086 nucleotides. Its product is annotated as putative D-cysteine desulfhydrase 1, mitochondrial. The record is from RefSeq and is a predicted model, not a curated record. The transcript has 9 exons. The coding region runs from base 64 to 1086 and encodes 340 amino acids. Lineage: Eukaryota; Viridiplantae; Streptophyta; Magnoliopsida; Poales; Poaceae. Gene Ontology annotation, molecular function: D-cysteine desulfhydrase activity.